This is a messenger RNA of Solenopsis invicta (red fire ant), 3589 nucleotides long. RefSeq names its product peptidyl-prolyl cis-trans isomerase G. Lineage: Eukaryota; Metazoa; Arthropoda; Insecta; Hymenoptera; Formicidae. The transcript has 15 exons. Bases 1 to 2835 code for a protein of 944 amino acids. Gene Ontology annotation, cellular component: nucleus. The record is from RefSeq and is a predicted model, not a curated record. Gene Ontology annotation, biological process: positive regulation of transcription by RNA polymerase II. Gene Ontology annotation, molecular function: transcription factor binding; DNA-binding transcription factor activity; RNA binding.
AUGAAAGUAGAUAAAGAAAGAAAGAAAGAAAGUGCCGUGGCAAAGAAAACUGUGAAGAAGACUGUGGCAAAGACCGUGGCAAAGACCGUGGCAAAGACCGUGGCAAAGACCGUGGCAAAGAAAACUGUUGAAAAGACGGAAAAUAACGAAGAAAAAUGGGCUUCACUGGAUCCAGUCUUCCUCGAUUUUUUAUUAGAUCGAACACCUAUAGUUACAGAAAAACGAUUAUCGAAUAAGCGACAUAGCGCAGGGCGUGAUGAUGUCGACUGUGAGGGAAUCUUGGAAGCCACGCGUUCGCUCGUUCACUCGGUCCACCCGGGUUACGUCGAAUGCGGUGAGUCCUCGUGCAGUGGUGUCGCGCUAGUGUGCGCUAGUGCUUCACCUUGCGCGUCAUCGUUGCGAACUUGCACUCCGUUCCCGCGAGAAAAUAACGGUAUCGCGGCCGAUCGACGACCACUGCCGCCUGCAGCUGGCUGGCUCGUCCCGUCCACGGCGGCACACGGCGGCUCAUCGGCGCGGCGAGCUAGCGCGGUAACGUGGACGCGACCUUUGCGUCGCGAAACGCAUGUCGCGGCACUCGCAGCUGGACCGGCUCUGGAUACUGAUUCCAAAUACGCGGAGUUGUUGAACAGUGAUCCACCAAUGGAAUACACAAAUGAUUUUGAGUACAUGCCUCCGCUAGAUAUUUCUUUCACACAUAACGAUACCUUCUGGGAGGUCCUCAAGGAGCAACCUUUAGAAAAUUUAAAUAUAUAUUCAGAGGAAGCUGAAGAAAAAAUAGAGGAACAAAAACCAGAAGAACAAAAAACUGAGAAACAAAAAACUGAGGAACAAAAAGCAGAGAAACAAAAAACAGAAGAAACAAACAACAUUGAAGAAGAAACAAACAACAUUGAAAAAGAAACAAACAACAUUGAAAAAGAAACAAACAACAUUGAAGAAGAAGAAAAAGACGUUCCAGAUUAUUUAACAGCUACUGAUCCUGUAAGUUUGCUGGAUAAAUUUGAGUCCGUUGUUAAAGAAACUAAUGAAACCAGUAAGCCACAGUUGCCAAACCACAGUUGCCAAGAAACAACCACGGCAAAUACUACUUCAUUGCAGCUACAGUUUGAGCAUAGCUAUGCAAAAACUGCCAGCUCCGAAGAAAGCUGCAGUAACAAUGAAACUAUAUCCUUGAACCAAUGUAAAAACCCAGCAGUCUUAAAAAAUGGAGUGAAGGAUAAUUUGACUAAAAAUAAAAAUUGUCAAAAACUUCCUAGCAAGUUAGACAUAUCGACAAUCAAGUCACCUUGGGCACAAAGGAUAAUAAAACGACGAUUGAAAAUGACUCAAAAUAUAGCGAUAAACAGCGAAGUCUUAAAAGAAAAUAAAGUGACAAUCAACAAAGUCUCUAAUGAAAAUUUAGUGACAAACAAUGAAGUCUCUAAUGAAAAUAUAGUGACAAACAACGAAGUCUCUAAUGAAAAUAUAGUAACAAACAACGAAAUCUCUAAUGAAAAUCUAGUGACAAACAACGAAGUACAAAAUAUGCAAGAAGUGAAAAUGGAAUACAGAAAAAAAAUUAAUUUACAAGAAUACCGUAAUAGAAGAAACAAUGAUAAAGAAACCUUGCAGAUUACAAAAAGUAAAUGGAACAUAGAAGAAGAAAAAGACAAAUUAGACGCAUCUACUUGCGACAUGGGUAUACAAAGAAAUGAAAUUGACAUUGAACUUUCUAAAAAGUUAUUGCUGGAGGAAAAAGAAGGAGAAGAAAGAGAGAAUAAGGAAAAUAAGGAGGAAAGUACAAAAAAUGAAAGACAAGAGUCCUGCAAAAGAUUGUCUCGCAGUUUAAGUCGAUCUAGAUCAAAAAGUAGAAGCAAGAGGCGCAGAAGCAGGAGCAAAAACAAGAGCUUAAAGAGGAGCAGGAGCAAGAGUAGAAACAGAGACAGCAGAAAGAGAAGCAGGAGCACAAGCAGCAGCACAAGCAGUAGGAGUACAAGUAGUAGCACCAGCAGGAGCAGAAGCAGGAGUAGAAACAGUAACAAGAGGAGGAGUAGAAGUAGGAGUAGAGACAGAAGGAGACGUAGAAGCAAUAGCAGAAAUAGAUACCAAAGCAGGACUGGAAGGAGAAGAAGUAGAAACAGGAGCAGGAAUACAAAUAGCAGAAGCAUAAGUAGAAAUAGGAGUAGGAGUAGACCUCGUCGUCGAACAAUAAGUCAUCGACGCAGCUCCAUUAGCUCGAACAGCAGUUCACCGCUGACGACUACUCCUGAGUCCUAUAUCAGAUCUGGAUCCAGUUCAAGGUCUUCCUCUUCCUCUUCCUCGAAAAAGAAUAGAUUGUUUAAUCAUCAAAGGAGCAGCGAUGUAGAAAGAAGUUAUGACAGAUAUGACAGAUGUUCCACUUCCAAUCGCUAUAAUCAUGAAAGUUACAGGAGAUCGCCACCUUUCUCCACCAAUUACCACAACAAAAGAAAGCAAAAUGAAAUAGACGAACGAAGAGUGAUCCAUAUAGGAGACUUGGAUGCAAACGCUACUGAAUCUAACCUAUAUCACAUAUUUAGACCAUUUGGAAGAAUUGAACGUAUUAGCAUACAUUUUUCAAAUGGCAAUAAGUACGGAUUCGUGACCUUUUCACAUCAAGAUGAAGCGUUUAAAGUAUUGGACUGCAGAAACCACGAACCUUUAUGCAAAUAUUCGAUAGGAAUUGGAGGUCGUCGAGAAUUUUGUCAAUCAGCGUACUCAGAUCUUGAUGAUACGAAACAAAAAGAAGCAAGGAGAAAAGGAUCUUCUGGUUUCGAUUUCUUGGAGGAACUCAAACAACUCCAAGCAGAUUUAAGAAAUAAGAAAAAUAUAUGAUAUAUGUAUAUUAAUAGUUAUAUAAGUAUAAUUUAGAUAAUAUUAAGAAGAUUAUUAAGGUAAAUUGACAGAAGAAACGCACUUGUAUCUGUACUCAUGCAUACGAUGUACGCAUACAAUGUGUUUCAAUUCUGCUCUUUUACUACAAUAAAUAGUCAAUGUUAGGAGCAUGCAAACAUUGAAAUUUUCGAUUAUUCGAUAUAUUUGACUUUUUUUCGAAUACUUAUUUCUUUAGUUUACCGAAUUUUAUAGUUUUUCAAAAGAACGGUAAAUUUUAUUGAUUUUACAUAUUAUGUGGACAUUUAAUUUUGUUUUAAUAUUAUUAGAUCCUUAUUUUAAUUUGUGUCAUGUAACAUAUUUUAUCUAAAUAUGUUAUAUAGUCAAUUUUGAUAGUUUUGUUCAGGUGUCCCACAUGUGUCACUCUCUAUUUAGAACAAUUCGAAAUUCGAAAGAUAUUGACUUUAUAUCACUUUCUUGGCAGAGGUGCUAUAUAUUAAUGAGCUACGGAUAAUCGAAAAUAUUCAAAUUAAUGAACUGACAAGUACCUGAUAAAUAAACAUAAAGCUUAUUUAUAGCUUUGUUUAUUUAUAGUUAGGAACACUGUAUAUUUUUAAAUAUGUAAAUUCAGUUUUUUUACAAAUGCUUUAACCUUGGCAAAAUAUUUAUUGUUUUUGUCAUGAUUUCUUUAUAAACAUUUUAAACACUUCUGUAAUGUUUAUUUUUUCAUACAUUAUUUUCAUACAUUAUUUCAAAU